Molecule: messenger RNA, 764 nt
Organism: Emiliania huxleyi CCMP1516
Lineage: Eukaryota; Haptophyta; Isochrysidales; Noelaerhabdaceae
Exons: 4
Source: RefSeq, a predicted model, not a curated record
CCGCGUCUCAAGAUGUCGCUCACGGCCAUUUUGCUGGCGUUGUUGUUGCUGUCGAUGUGCAAACCCCGGCAUCGCGCGGGCGACGCAGCGCACCAUUCAGAAGUGGCUUGGCUACGCUGAGGUGCGCUUCCACGACACUCCGAUCGCGAGCGCCGAGUUCGCACCGUCGGGCAGAGCUUCCACCGUCCAAUCCACGGACGAGGAGGCGGCGAUUUUGCCGCGAGAGGACAAGCACACGCCCCGGGCGGCAGCGCCGCAACAGGGAGCGAGCGCUGCCGCUGAGAAGCUCUCUGCCGCCAUCAAUGCAGCGAUCGGCAGCGAGAGCGACUCGGGCGGGUCUCGCUCAUCUGACUCGGACGACGAGGGCGAGGGCGGCGAGGGGGAGGAGGUGGAAGGGAGCGUCGUAGUGCCUGUCCUCUCCCCGGUGCUGGUCGACGGCCCCGGCGAGACUCGCCCACUCACCGUCGUGUACCGGCUGCAAGUUGGAAGGCCUUCGGGGAAGGGCGCCGCAAGCGCCGCCAGGUACGAGCAGCGCGCCUUUCGCGUCAACGCCCACCUCACCGUGGAGCACGACGAGCCCACGCUCACCUUCGUCGACGAGCCCGUGGAGGGGGUGGAGCUGCCUGCCGAGGCGCCUGGAGACAAGUGCCGCGACACAACUGCCUGAGACACUGCCUGCCAGCUGCUGCCUGCCAGCUGCUGCCUGCCAGCUGCUGCCUGCCAGCUGCUGCCUGCCGAGGGGAGACACUCGAGGGGGGACACCU